GAGGAGGAGAGCGGCUCGCUUCUAACCGAACUGCAGGUUUGUGACAACGCCCUGAGCUGGUGACAGACCCACUCUGUGACUCUCAGUCGGAUUGAGCCACCAGAUCCCAGAAACAUGACCCUCGCUGCCUACAAAGAGAAGAUGAAGGAGCUCCCGCUGGUGUCCUUAUUCUGCUCCUGCUUCCUGGCUGACCCCCUGAAUAAGUCGUCCUACAAAUACGAAGGCUGGUGUGGGAGACAGUGUAGGAGGAAGGAUCAAGGCCAGCAGGAAGACAGUGCUGACUGGAGAGAGAGAAGAGCGCAGGCGGACACGGUAGACCUGAACUGGUGUGUCAUUUCUGACAUGGAAGUCAUCGAGCUGAACAAAUGCACCUCGGGCCAGUCCUUCGAAGUCAUCCUGAAGCCGCCCUCCUUUGACGGGGUGCCCGAGUUCAACGCCUCCCUGCCCCGGCGGCGAGACCCUUCCCUGGAAGAGAUCCAGAAGAAACUAGAAGCAGCUGAGGAGCGAAGGAAGUACCAGGAAGCCGAGCUCCUGAAACACCUAGCAGAGAAACGGGAACACGAGCGGGAGGUGAUCCAAAAAGCCAUUGAGGAAAACAACAACUUCAUCAAGAUGGCUAAGGAAAAACUGGCCCAAAAGAUGGAAUCCAACAAGGAGAACCGGGAGGCCCACCUUGCUGCCAUGUUGGAACGGCUGCAAGAGAAGGACAAGCACGCCGAGGAGGUGCGGAAAAACAAGGAGCUGAAGGAAGAGGCCUCCAGGUAAAGCCCGAGGCCCGAGACGUUUGCAGGACAGCGGACAGCGGCGUUCCAGGCAGCCCGCCCGCGGCGGCGCUCCCAGCACCGGGGUUGGGGGGGAGGGGGGUGGCCAAGGGGCGUUUCCUCUGCUUUUGGUGUUUGUCCAUGUAAAGAAUUGACCAGUGAAGCCAUCCUAUUUGUUUCCGGGGAACAAUGAUGGGGUGGGAGACGGGAGAGGAGGAGAGAGUUUGGGAAGGGGAGACGGAGACGAGCUCACUGACGUCGCAGCACUGCCCGGAGCACACUCGGCCCGGCCCUGGGUUUUCACAUCCCCGCCGGGGCCCUGGGCGUCCAGGCGCCGCGUCGAGGGCAGGUGACAGCCCGGGCGGCAAAGGCUCGGAGUGAAGGCCGAGCCCCGGGCGGGCCGGCAGGCCAAGCCCAGCCCGAGGGGCGCGAGGCCCAGACGUGCGGCUCCAGCCCUGCAGCGGGUGGGACAGGUCUCUGUGUGUGUGAACCAUUACCUUUUGAUCAUCACGACCAAUGAAACGUUGACUC
This is a messenger RNA of Lemur catta (Ring-tailed lemur), 1292 nucleotides long. RefSeq names its product stathmin 4 (gene STMN4). The record is from RefSeq and is a predicted model, not a curated record. Bases 115 to 765 code for a protein of 216 amino acids. Gene Ontology annotation, molecular function: tubulin binding. Gene Ontology annotation, biological process: neuron projection development; regulation of microtubule polymerization or depolymerization; microtubule depolymerization. Gene Ontology annotation, cellular component: cytoplasm; neuron projection. Lineage: Eukaryota; Metazoa; Chordata; Mammalia; Primates; Lemuridae. The transcript is spliced from 7 exons.